Molecule: messenger RNA, 1427 nt
Organism: Loxodonta africana (African savanna elephant)
Lineage: Eukaryota; Metazoa; Chordata; Mammalia; Proboscidea; Elephantidae
Product: olfactory receptor 52N4-like
Exons: 1
Coding region: 450-1427 (325 amino acids)
Biological process (GO): G protein-coupled receptor signaling pathway
Cellular component (GO): plasma membrane
Molecular function (GO): G protein-coupled receptor activity; olfactory receptor activity
Source: RefSeq, a predicted model, not a curated record
AGGGCCAGGAUAAGGCAUUAGCAAAUGGAACCCAGGUCUUUACUCUGAAUUUUAGAUUCCCAGAUCAAUUAAAACAUAAAUAAUUUAAUAUUUCCAAAAUGCUUAUAACAAAUCCUGGUUAUAGUAAGAAAAAAAUACAUGCCAGUCAUUACUCAUGAAUAAAAAUAAAACAUCAUCAGUAUUUCUGUUGGUUCUGUGAUUAGAAACUUACAUUGUAAGUGAUCAGUAAGAAUGUGUUGGAUGAAUUGAUGAAUUAAUCGAUGAAUAACACCACAUAAGCAAAAAAAACCAAUUUCCUGGCACACAAAAUAUUUGAUUGUUUGAUCAUAAAUAGUACUAUGGAAAUAAAAAGCAGGGGGAGACGGAAACAGUGAUAAUACCUCCAUUUUAUCUUCCCCUUUUCUUACUGUAGGAAAACACACAUAAAUUUUAAGGUAUGUAAUGAUCAUAUGAGACUGGUCAUGCUAAUGCUGAAUCAAACAGACUUGUCCCCAGCCUUAUUCAUUCUGAAUGGAGUCCCAGGACUAGAAGACAUGCACAUCUGGAUUUCCUUCCCAUUCUGCUCUAUGUAUGUUGUGGCUGUGGUAGGCAAUUGUGGACUCCUGUAUCUCAUUCGUUAUGAAGACUCUCUGCACAGGCCUAUGUACUACUUUUUGGCAAUGCUUUCUCUAACUGACCUUGUCGUGUGCUCCAGUACAAUUCCUAAGGCUCUCAGCAUUUUCUGGUUCCAUCUCAAGGAAAUCAGCUUUGAUGAAUGCCUGGUCCAGAUGUUCUUCACCCACACCUUCACAGGGAUGGAAUCUGGGGUGCUCAUGCUUAUGGCCCUGGACCGCUAUGUGGCCACCUGCUACCCUCUGCACUACUCAACAAUCCUCACCAAUCCUGUCAUUGCAAAAAUUGGGCUUACCACAUUUCUGAGAGCUGUGAUUCUCAUCAUUCCCUUCACUUUCCUCACCAAGAAUCUACCCUAUUGCAAAGGCAAUAUCAUUCUCCAUACCUACUGUGACCACAUGUCUGUGGCCAAAUUAUCCUGUGGAAAUGUCAAGGUCAAUGCCAUCUAUGGCCUGAUGGUGGCCCUCCUGAUUGGGGGUUUUGACAUCUUGUGCAUCACAAUCUCCUAUACCAUGAUCCUUCGGGCAGUGGUCAAGCUCUCAUCGGCAGAUGCUCGGCAGAAGGCCUUUAGCACCUGCACUGCCCACAUCUCUGCCAUUAUUUUCUCCUACAGUCCAGCUUUCUUCUCUUUCUUUUCCCAUCGUUUUGGGGGCCACAUAAUCCCUCCAUCUUGCCACAUCAUUGUGGCCAAUAUUUAUCUGCUCCUGCCUCCUACUAUGAACCCUGUUGUCUAUGGGGUGAAAACCAAGCAGAUAAGAGACUGUGUCCUAAGAAUACUUUCAGGUUCUAAGGACACAAAACCCCAGAGCAUAUGA